GCUCUGUGCUUUAAUGCCGCCAACCAACAGGCGGCAGAAGAGAAAAUGCUGAAACUUUACAGCGCUGUGCUUGCCUGACCAGAUCUAACACUUACGUUGUUACGAUGUGUAAGACAACAAGAACUGACUUGAGUUUUAUGUUUUUCCUUCUGAUAUUUCUUUAUUCAUGGUUUCCAGUAACUCAAGGGUCUGUUCAAAAGGUGUGCAGUCGGUGUGGGGGCGGGCUGCGAAACAGCAGUGCAGUGGGGGAGUUCUGCAAGUUCAACUCCAGCUUUGUGUUGGAGGGUCGCUGCUGUCUGCAGAGACACGGAGAGCAGGAGCUGAUUGUCGGGUUAGACCUAUGGAACUGCUCACUAACACAAGUUGAUGAAUACCUGGAUCAAGCUUUCACUGCUGUGAUAAUAGAUCUCUCAGAUAAUCCAGUGACGAACAUGUCUGAAUCAGCAUUUCAAGGUUUCAUUAGUUUGCAGUACCUAGCUUUGCCACAAUUACUGGAAUGUCCUGGGGGAAACACGUCCUGGGAGCAUGUGGACAUUUUCAAGAGUGAGAGGAUAUGUAAAGGGCAGAAAGAUGCCUGCAAUGCAACUGGGGACAUGUCCUGGCUGUGUCCAGAAAAUUCCCUCUGCCAACCAGACGGCCCUGGUAUGUUUCAGUGCGCUUGUGCAAGCAGUUACUAUGGCUACAAGUGUCUCAAAGAGGGAGCCUUCCCUAUGCUGGAGUUCUUUGGGAUUCUUGGACCACUGACGGUUCUUACUUCUGCCUUGCUGUGGUUCUCUCAGCGUCGCAAGGCAAAAUCGUCCUGACUAACACUUUAUCAGCACAAAGAUUCAUUCAGAGAGAAGAUUGAGCUCAAAGCCACUGCUACACCCACUCAAUACUGACAAUUUGAAAAAAGGUGGGUGUUGAGCGGGUGGUUUACGUAGGAUUUUUGUAUGAUAGUCAAAAUAAGGUAUUCUGUAAUACUAAAAGACAUUUUGAAAUAUUAGAAAAAGAUUUUGACCAGAAGUGUCAAUGUCUUUCAAGUAUUUCUGAGGUCUUAUCUGUAAUAUUUUAGUUUAUUCACUUAUUGUGAGCCACACUUACAGUAUGGAAACAAUUAAACUUUUUAAGUAUGUUUUUACUGACAGCAUUUUGUGGAAUAAGUUAGUUGUACAACCAAUGUUUUAAAAAUACAGGUCACUAUCACUUCAGGUAGAAUUAAUUACUGGUACUUUUAAUUUUGAGCUCAGCUAGAAUGCACAUGAGCUCUGCAGCACUGUGAAAAUGAUUAAGGUGAACCGGACCUCAAUUUUGCAAGGUAAUGAUCUCAGUAAGUGCAACAUUGCAAUCAAACUAAACAUUUAUAUAAUCAUGUGUCGGGCACUGUAAAAAAUAAUGUGUAAAGAUUAUUUUAUUAUUUUAUCUUGGGUCAGUAAUGCACAGCCCAUUAAUUUAUUUCAGUUUAGAAAAAAAUAUAAUUGCAUGCUUUAAAUACUUAAAUAAUUGUUGAAAGAAUAAAUGAGUUUCAACCUCAUGUAUUUACAUGUCUUGCUUCUCUGGAAGCUGUUUCUACUGCCUUUUGGGGACUAUAUCCAGAAAUAGGAUAUGAUUGAAUUAGGAUUGAAUCAUUUUACAGAAUUGAAUCACUGAGGUGUGUACACACUUCAGAGGGCUAAGAAACUAGAUUCAUAAACAAAAUAAUGGUGAUUGUAGUUUUAUGGUAGAAUUUGUGGUCACACACAUCUUCUGCUGUGUUCAUAAGUAGGCAUUUAUUCAAGUAAAUUAUAUUCAGUAUUUAAAUGAUAAAAUCAAUUGAGCUUCAAUGAUAGUGGAGCAGAAAACAGGAUAGGUAGUUUUUGGCCUGUUAUUUAUUAGAAAAUAUUUUUUCUUACGUUUACACAAGCAAUUGUAUAGGUAUUGCUUUAUUACUUUGAUUUAGUCUUUGGUUAUGAGUUUCUUUGCACUCUUGUUGUAUCUGGAAGCUGUACUUGCAGCCUCUAUUUCUGUAAAUGUCUUCCAUGCGGGGAUUUAAAUAACUGAUAUGUUUAAUGCACAUUUGCUUGCAUUAAGCAAAUUAUUUAAUAUGAUUUUUUUAAAUAAAAAUAUAAUCAUUAACUAUU
Messenger RNA from Acipenser ruthenus (sterlet), 2099 nucleotides. RefSeq names its product all-trans retinoic acid-induced differentiation factor (gene atraid). NCBI's taxonomy places the organism in Eukaryota, Metazoa, Chordata, Actinopteri, Acipenseriformes, Acipenseridae. Gene Ontology annotation, cellular component: intracellular membrane-bounded organelle. The transcript has 7 exons. Gene Ontology annotation, biological process: positive regulation of osteoblast differentiation. The record is from RefSeq and is a predicted model, not a curated record. Bases 105 to 803 code for a protein of 232 amino acids.